Messenger RNA from Acytostelium subglobosum LB1, 6558 nucleotides. RefSeq lists its product as hypothetical. NCBI's taxonomy places the organism in Eukaryota, Evosea, Eumycetozoa, Acytosteliales, Acytosteliaceae. The transcript is spliced from 4 exons. Bases 1 to 6558 code for a protein of 2185 amino acids. Gene Ontology annotation, biological process: protein targeting to vacuole; protein retention in Golgi apparatus. Gene Ontology annotation, cellular component: extrinsic component of membrane. The record is from RefSeq and is a predicted model, not a curated record.
AUGUAUCAGGAGUUUGAGACGAAUGAGGACUUUAAGUACUUGGCAAACUCAUCACCUGGCAAUGAGUUGCAGGAGGACUCUGAGCAUUUGAUAACAGUGUCCUUGUCGGCUGUGCAGAAGAACUCACCUCAGUACAAUGGCAUAUCACAACAGUUUGAUAUUACAUUCAACACUCUGCUAUUCAAUUGCAACAAGAAGAUCGUCGUCAAGCUACUCAACAUGAUACAGUCCAUUGAGACAACGAUCAAGGAGACGAUAUCCAAGCCCAAACCAUCACGUAACCAACAGCAUGGAGGCAAGGAGACGUUCAAGGCCGAUAAGAACAACCCAAAGAUCGUCAUUGCCAUCAAGAUGCGCUCGCUCAACGUGCACUUGAACGAGGACGACGAGGCCUACUUUGCAUUCGAGGUCAAGAACCUCCAGCUCAACUUUGACAUUGACAUUGAGUCGUCGAUGAUGCGAUUCAAGCUGGGCAACCUGCUGGUCACGGACAUCAGUCGUGACGCGUCCAAGGAUCUCGGACCACUGUUUGGCACGGAUGGUGAGCAUAUUGUCGAAGUGUAUGUCAUGUCCUAUUCAUCGAUUGAGAAGGACACUACCAUCAGUGUAAGAAUGUCAUCCGUCAAGCUUAUAGUCAUCCGGCCACUCGUCGACCGUCUUGCCAAGUACUUUGAGGACUUUGAUCUCAACAAGAUGUCCACCUCACUCUCUGAGAGCGCCAAGGGUGCCGUGGAAAGGAUGCACGAGAGUCACAAGAAGUCACGUGUACUGUUUGAGAUUGAUGUCAGCUCCCCAAGGAUCAUACUUCCAAAGAACUUGGUGUCACCUUAUGUUCUCAUUGCUGAUCUUGGCCACAUAUCUGUGUUCAACAGCUACUCCAACUCUUUGGAGGAUCCAUCGAUACAGCUGGAGGAGAUAUACAUUUAUGCAUCGUCGAUGAACUUCCAAUCUUGUAAGUUCCAGUCGGGCAAGGUCAUGGAGGACACGAUCGAGAAGCUGUCCAACCUCGUCAACAUGUAUGUCUGCAUCGAGACGUUCAUCGAGAGCUGUCCCACAUCCGACUCGCCCAAGCAAAAGGUGCUGGGUGAGCUGAGUCCCGUGUCCAUCAAGAUCACCGACCAGCAGUACAUCCUGCUGAUCUCGAUCAUCAAGUCGCUGGUGGAGCCCACCGUCAAGCGUAGGAAGAAAAAGAUACGCACGUUCCAGCGACUGGAGAAGCACAACCUCGACGCACAGCAAGGCACGCCCGACAUCAAGGACCAGAUUUCGUUCCGGCUGCCCCUCAUCCAGCUGGAGAUCUAUCGCAAGAACAACAGGGAGUCGGUCGUAUCGUUUGAGAUCGAUCAGCUGGACUUCUCCAUGAUCGAGUACGUCAAUGACAGCGAGUACACAACACUCUCGAUGAACUCGAUCGAGCUGAUCGACACGCGCAAGUCAUCCAACAACAACUUCAAGAAGUUACUCUAUCACUCCAAGGAGCACAAGAAGAAGGAGUUGACCGUCUACAUCUGCGAGAAGAAGAAUGGCAACACAGAGCUCAAGAUCACACUCGACCACUUGCGAGCCAACAUCGUUCCCGAGUCAAUCAUCGCAAUGAUUGACUUCAUCAUGCCAGGCGUCAAACUACUGACAUCAUUGUCAGAGAUUGAGACGCCUGUGCUGUCACCAUUGGUCGUGCCAGAUCCAGGUAGCACAGAGAUGGUGAUACCUCAGUUGUUGAUGCGCAAGUCACCAGUCAAGUUGAUAUUGGAUGAGGCCAAGGCCUCCAAUGCAGUGAUCAACAAUCCACAGAUAAUGGUACAUAUCGAGGCAACAAAGAUCGAGCUAUGUCUCGUCGAGAAUCCAACCAGGGUGGAUAGCCGCGCGCUCAUUGCCAAGGGUAACCUGCAGGGCAAGAUCUCGAUAAUGACUGGCACGCUCGACUACACGGACAUCCACAUGUGCUUCGAUCGUCUAGAGGUGUUCAAGUGUCGCAUGGACCAGGCCCAUCAGACGGCAGUGUCCAUCAUCGAUCCAAUGUCGAUCACACUCACCAUUGCCAAGGUGGAGGGCGAGGAGUCCAACCUGCCCCAGGACAUCAUCAUCACAGCCGAGCCCCUACGCAUCACCUUCUCCUUCCAAGACUACCAACUAUGUCACGCCGUCUACAACAGCAUCAUGACACUAUCUCAGUCACUGUCAACACUGACGGCGCAGAACCAAGAGCCAGAGAAGCCUCCAAAAGAGACCGCACUCACUCUGAACCUCUCACUUGCCGACGCAUCUGUGACCCUAAUCAACGACCAUGGAGUUGGUUACCAUGGCGUGGCCGAUGUCAAGAUCAAGAACCUUUUGAUGGAGAUCAAAGAGAACAAGGUAUUCUUGCUUGUAUUCUUUGCAGCCAACUACUUUAACACAUCGACAUCGAGCUGGGAGCCACUGUGCGAGCAAUGGGGAUUCAAGAUGUGCGUGGAGCACGUCAAGGACAUCAACACAAAGACAAGCGUUGUUUUGACAUCCAAUAACACACUCAACAUCAACGUGUCCAAGGCAUUGCUGGACAUCAUGCAGUCAUCGUAUCGAACAUUCAGCAAGAUCUACAACGACCUGCAGAUGCUCACCAAUAUCCAAGAGUUCAAAUUGCCGGCAGCCUUGGCAACAGCCACUCCCACAUCAUCGCCACUUGUCACUCACACAUCUCGCUCACUCAAGGCGUCAAUGGAGUUGAAUGGCAAUGCUCUUUUGACGUUCGUACUCAAGAAUGAGACGGGACUGCCUCUCACAUGGUCAAUCGAUGCCACAUCCAACGCCGCAUCUCAGGAUAUGGGCGACAUCAACAAGGCGACUGGCUCGGUAGAGACGGGCGCAGAGAUCACAUUCGCCCUGCAAGAGCCUUCCAAGAAGACGAGAGACGCAACAUCGAUAUCGACGUACAAGAUCAACUUUAAGCUACCUGGAUUCAAACAGAUCACUCAUCUCCCAGUCGACAAGAAUGUCUUCUAUGUGCUCGACCUUCAAUCAGAGACCGCGCCCGCCUUGGUCGACCCGGCCACCCGGCCCCCACCAGUGGUCACGGCCCCAGGCCAAGUGGAUGACAGUGUGGGCGAGUACGAUCAGAAGGUUGUCUAUGAGAUCAUCUCGUCGCUGGGCAGUCGAGUGAUCGUUCUGCGAUCAAACUAUCUCCUGGUCAACGAGACUGAUCAUGACCUGGAUUUUGUGUGGCCCUCCCGUAAGGACAUGCUGCACAUCAACGCGCAUCAAUCCAAGGCGUUGCCACUGAUCAAUCAAGACCCGACCAGGGCCAAGUUUGAGUUCUGGGACUCCACGAUGCGACACUACAGCGAGCAGAUACCCUUCACAAAGGGACCGUCUGUGCGCAUCAUCCAGUUCCCCCCGAUGCGCUACUACUGCAUCCAGGUCGACAGCCACAUGUUUGGCAAGUACCUGAUGAAGGAGAGCGAGCCAGCCAGCGCAGGGGACCAGACCGCCGCCGCCGACAAGUAUGAAUACAACGACGACAUACUCAAGGACCACAUGAUCAAGAUCUCCGUGCCAUUGGUGAUUGAGAACGCGCUGGCGUCAACCAUGUCCUUGCGCCUCCAGUACCAACGCGCGUCUAAGGUGCUGGAGGAGAUGGUGGUCGAGAGCGGACACUCGGUCAACGUGCACACGAUGAACACCGAGAGCAUACUGAUGAUGCGCAUCAAGACCGGCGCCUAUGAGUGGUCCAACCUGUUCCAGAUCAAUCUGUCCACGAAGGAAUCGAUCGAUCGCCAGCUGAUCACCCUGGUCGACAAACAGGACAAUAAGCUCGCGGUCAAGCUCGAGCACCGCACCAUGGGAGGGUCGAUCGUGCUGUCUCUCUACACUGACUUUUGGAUCGUCAACCGUACGGGCAUGAGCGUGUGCUACAACAACAUCUCGAACGAGUCGUCCCAGUUGCUGCGCUGUGAGGGCACACCUGACGUUGUGGACAUUAAUCAGAACCCGCGUCUCUGGUACAAGGACCUGCACGCACCUAUACCCCCGCCCAUGAUGUUCUCGACGGGCCACUACGAAGCCAAACAAUCGAUCACCUUGCGCAUCGACAACUCUGAAUGGUCCGAGCCCAUCCAGCUCAACUCAAAGCAGCCGUCAGACAUCAACAUCGAGAAGAAGGUGUCUGGACAGUACGUGGGGCUGCAGUUUGCCGCGACAGUUUCCACGUCCAAGGAGUUCUUCCGCACACAUCAGAUCACACUCUCUCCCAAGUACAUCAUAAUCAACAACUUGCCCGUUCGACUAUACUAUGGCCAAAAUCAGUCCUCAAUCUUCAACAAUGGCGAUGGCUACUUUGUGGAGCCCAAUGAAAAGCUUCCAUUCCACUUCCUGGACAGACAUCAGCCACAGCAGCUCUCAGUCCGUCUCGCGCCCACAUGUCCGUGGAGCGGUGCAUUCACGAUCACCAAGUCAUCGAUGCUACAUCUGCGCCUGUCCACACAGGACAGCCCAGCGACAGGCGACCAAGUCUACCUGCCACUCGUCCAGAUCUUCAUGGAGAAGAACUACUUCUUCAUUGUGUUCAAUCCAGAGUCUCGCCAGUUCCCACCCUACCGCAUCGAAAACCUCACGACACUGCCAAUCAGCAUCAUGCAGAAGGACUCGCUGAUCCAGCACCAAGUGGACAGCGGCAAGUCGAUCAGAUACACAUGGGACUGUCCUAUGCUGCCCGCAUUGCUCGAGGUCAAGAUCCCCACGACCAAGUAUUCCAAGACAUUCUCGUUGUCCAAGUUAUACGAGUCCAGCUCGCCAGUGUCCAUCAAGCUGCCCUCUGGCGACGUUGCCCACAUCAAGUCGGUCAUCUAUGCAAAUGGCACGUCCAAUAUCCUGCAGCUUAUUGAUGUAGAUCAGGAGGUGAACAGUCCGAAUGGACGACGAUGGUACACUGCUACACCCGACAUCAAGCCCCUGAUCUCGUUCGAGGCACUGUUGGGCUGCGUAACGCUCUCGGUCAUUGACGCCGACCCCAAGGAGCUGCUGUUUGGCACGUUCACAGGCAUUCACCUGUCAUUCGACCAGACUGCGCUGGCUGAGCAAUCACUCAAUCUAUCGGUCAACACGGUCAAGAUUGAUAAUCAACUUUACAACACACCUUACCCAGUGUUGUUGUGUGCACUAGUUGACAAGAACCACAAGUUUGUCGAGCCCAUGGUAUCCAUUGCCUUCUCCAGAUCCAACAGCCACGAGUACAAGAAGGAGGAGAAGUCUAGCAUCGAGUACAUCAAGCUACUCAAGUUUGAUGUAGCACCUCUCAAGAUCAAGAUAGACGAGGCCCUCCUCUUCAACAUCUACAACCUUGUCAACAUGAUUGAGUUCUCCUCACCACAAAGGAGUCAAUCCGAUACUGGAUUCAUUCCAACACCAGAGACAGUGGACUCUAAGCGAUUAUACUUUGAACACUUGUCAUUGCCCCCAAUCGACAUUAGUAUCAGCUACUGUUCGUCAGCAUACUCUAGCGCGAUGAUGGGAUCAAAGUACACUGCAUUGGCCAACAUUGAGAACGCCCAACUGCACCUUUUGGCAUGGGACCUCGAUCAUCAGUUUGUGACACAGGCUGCCUUGUCAAACGCGUUGAUCAAUCAUUUCUCGUGGAGCUUCCUGCGAUUGGCCUUUUACUCGGACAUCUUUGGCGCGCCCGUCUCACUCGGCUACAGCAUCAGUCGUGGUCUCAAUGACUUUUACAAUGAGUCCUGUGCAGGACUCAACAAGAACCAGAUCCGUCGCGGACUGGUGCAAGGAACGUCUUCACUGCUUAAGAAUUCAUUCUAUGGAAUCUUCAACUCGGCGGGCAGACUCACUGGCACGCUCGGCUCAUUCAUCGCGCCACUGUCAAUGGACAACCAUUACAUUCAGUCAAGGAACAAGUCAGACCGCCAUCUCAAGCCGAACGUGGGCUCAGGCCUCAAAGAGCUGCUCAAUAGUUUCAGCUUUGCCCUCGCGGGAAUCGUCAAGCCUGCACUGAAUGGCGUCAAGCGGAUGGACCCAACAGAACUCGUCAGCGUCACAAAGGGCACGUUGGGCGCCGGUGUGAAACUGGGCGUUGGCGUGAUCGACCUGAUGAGCCACACCAGCCAGGGCGUAAGGAACAUGUUCCGCGACGUCGACGAGAACUCCUAUCAACUUCGAUCAAGGUCGCCGCGAUUCAUUGGUGCGGACCAAGUUGUGGACACAUUCGACCCGCUCAAGUCAUUCUGGCAGGAGCAGCUGUGCAUACUCAAUCAGAGCACGCCAAUCGCCUCUGGUGAGUACUAUCAGACGCACAUGGAGUACUUUGAUCCAACCAACCAGCAGCCUCACUAUCUGUUGCUGUCCAACAAAUGUCUGUAUCUGCUGAACGAGCCGCUGCCCACGCUCGAGUGGUGGAUAUCACUGUCGUAUCUUGGCAUUCGACUCAUACCCGAGGAGAAAAAGAUCGUCAUCGAUGAUCUCAAGACUGGUCAGUUCCGAGUGAUUGGUGCACACAACAUUGAUGGCCAAGACAUCUCUGCCGACAUAUUCACAACGAUCAAUGAUCAUUUGGACCUAUUGUUGGCACCUUGA